This is a messenger RNA of Durusdinium trenchii, 1763 nucleotides long. The record is from the annotation of a GenBank genome assembly. Lineage: Eukaryota; Dinophyceae; Suessiales; Symbiodiniaceae.
GGAGCAAGAGCAGGAAGAAGAGAGAAGUUUCGGCCCAAACUGGACCCUUCCGCAGCAAGCAAAGGAUGACAGAUGCCGUGCAAGGGGCCCUGGAGCAGGUCCUGCGACAGCAGCAGGCCUCCUUCACAUCCAUGGAGGCCUUGAAGGAUCAACACCGGCUGUGGCAAUCUGCGGUGGAGGAGCUGCUCACUCAAGUGAACUCCCCACCGGGCGCCUUGCCCAUCCGCCUGGCCGUCGAGCCCGAAGCUCCGGAGCCCGAAUCUCCGGAGCCCGAAGCUCCGGAGCCCGAAGCUUUGGAGCAGACGUCGGAGACGUCUCGCGCCGCCGAACCCCCCGCACUCGCGGAGUCGCCACGCGGCGCGUCCCGGGUGCAGAGUGUGCGGAGCAGGGACUCGCCAUCGCGGAUGCGGCUGCAGACCCUCCGGAAGUCGAUGCGGGGUCGGAUGCCCAAGCUGCUGGAAGAGGUCUUGUUCGACACCGCCACUUCAGUCUACGUGCAAACCUCAUGGUGGGAAGCAAAGCGGAGGGGCUUAGAGAAGAUAGUGGACUCCAGGCUUUUUGAGUUUUGCACCGGCCUCAUCAUUGCGGCAAAUAUUGCCUUGAUUGGUGUGGAAGCUGAGAUGUCACUGUUGGGCCAUAACACUUCAUGGGCCACCACCAGUGAGCAAAUCUUCCUCACCAUCUACACUGUGGAACUGUUUUUGCGCGCGGUGGUUGGCCGCUGGUCCGUGUUUCGCAGCAAUUGGUUCUUGUUGGACCUGGUGCUGGUGGUUGUGGGCUUGCUGGCGCUGGUGGUGAUCCCUAUCUUUGAGCGCUCGGAAAAUGCUCAAAAGGGUUGGGAGCAGAUUUUGAUCAUUCGAGGUCUCCGACUCCUGCGCCUAGCACGCGUCUUGCGCAUGGUGUGGCGGUUCAAGGUGAUUUGGCGCUUGGUCUCUGGACUGCUGACCGCCUGGGAUACUAUGGUGUCCACCACCAUUUUGAUCUCCAUUUGGCUGUACAUCUUCGGCUGCGUGGCAAUCGAGGUGAUUACGGCGGACACAGAUCUCCAGAGCAACAGCGACACUGCGCAAAUCGUGGACUACUACUUCUCCAGCCUUCCACGAGCCACCCUGACCUUGUUACAGUUUGUAACGAUGGAUGCCAUUGCCAACGUCUACUAUCCGCUGGUCGUUUCAAAACCGGUCCUGAUCAUCUACUUCCUCCCGCUGCUGAUGUUUCUUUCGAUUGCGUUGAUGAACUUGAUCACAGCAGUUUUGGUGGAGCACGCGUUGGAGCAUGCAUCACAAGAGGCAGAACUGGCACGGCUCAAGAAAAAGCAAGAGAUCAAGGCGACGUUGCCUGACUUGCUGGAGGUGUUUUGCACACUUGACGUGGAUUCCAGCGGCUGUUUGACACGGCAAGAGAUCACCAAUGUGCCCCUGACGGUACUUCCACCGAAGGUCUUGGAGAACGUCUCCGUGGAGAGCAUGGAAGACCUCUUUGAAAUGUUGGAUGUAGAUGGUGGGGGCAGCCUCACUCAGGCUGAGUUUCUAGAAGGCUUGCUGAGCCUCUUGCUGUUGGAUACUCCGAUUUGGGCCAUUCAAAUGCAGAGGCUGUUGAUGCCGGUGCGGAAGCUCUCGAUCCAGAUGUCCAAAGAUCUGAAGUUUGUCAAAGAGUUUCACGAAUACAUUCCUGUGUGAAUGGAAGAAGGAUGUCAUUUGACGUCCUGUUUGUGUUUUUUCACUCAAACUGGUCCAGUGCUCACCCCAUGCCAUGAUGUUCUC